This is a messenger RNA of Drosophila mauritiana, 1304 nucleotides long. RefSeq names its product COMM domain-containing protein 3. The record is from RefSeq and is a predicted model, not a curated record. Lineage: Eukaryota; Metazoa; Arthropoda; Insecta; Diptera; Drosophilidae. The transcript has 2 exons. The coding region runs from base 99 to 734 and encodes 211 amino acids. Gene Ontology annotation, biological process: sodium ion transport.
UAGCUGUGCUGUUAGGCGCAUUUCUUGUUUACAGCCGGUUAAAUUUUAUAAAUAUUGCUUUGUUUUAAUAAAUAGUCGAGGAAUUUAAGCUAUCACACAUGGACGCGUCGCCAGGAAGUUCCUCCGCCCUGAACACAGACGACGAGCAAACUGCCCUGAUUUCCCCCACUGUGGUGGCCGGCUUAAAAAACCUGGGUGCCAUCAUUUCGCUGCCACUCACCAAACUGCUCAUUGCCAAUUCCUUGAAACUGACGCUCCAUCCAGAUGCCACCAUUGCUCCCGUGCCCGAGCUGUAUGCCAAGAAUGCCGCCUGCGCCAAACAGAGCGAGUACGCGGUGGUCACCCUCUUCGCCCUGGGCACCAAGCACGGCUGGGAUGGCCUCCAACUGCGCCAGCAGCUGGAGCAACUCAACCUCGAUGGAGCUGCCGUGGACGAGCUGAGUCGCGUUUACGAGGACAGCCGCAAGGAUUUGAUUCUCCGCCAACUGCAGAUAGGCCAUAGUUUUCCGCACAUUACCGACAUCCAGUGGCGCAUCGUGUGCGACGUGAAGUCCUCCACCUCUGACUGCAGCACGGGCGCGGCCUGCUUCCACAUCAAUCUGGGCCACUUUCGGCAGAGCAGCGGCGAGCGGGUGACCAUCGUUGAGUUUGUCUGCAACGCCGAGGAGCUACAGUCGCUGAUCAAUCGUCUCAAGGAGAUCGAGCGGCACUGCCAACAGAUGGCCGUGGUCUAGGGAAACAAGCUCUUAACAUUCUUAUCGAUUAUAUUUCGCAGCAUAUAACACCAGCAUUGUCGGCUAUAUACAGUGUCGAAACGGGAAACCUAAACAGUUAACACAGUCAUCAUCGCUUAAAAGGCUACGGCAUCAUUAUUUGGAGUCUAACUCCAAUGGCAUCCACUUCGUCGACCAUCCGCGUCAUUGGGCAGCCUUGUGCGACUGCGGCAAAAUCAGCUUCAGCAGCUGCCCAUAGUGAUUCGGCGCUGUGCUGUAGAUGGUGCCCGAGAAGCGGGUGCUGUCGUUCUCCUCAGCGGAAAUCACUGUGCAACGGUUCUGUUCCGACAUCCGCAUGUUUAGACCACGGAAGCGUGAGUCCUGCCUGUACAGAUUAACCCCUUCCCGCGGUAGAAAAUACGGCCGUCCGCUAAACGGAUUGAUGAAGUCCGCCCAGUAGCCGUACGAUAGCAGGCGAUCGCUCAUCUCACGCGCUGCCAGCACAAACUGCAAAGGGAGUCGGCAUUAGUUAUGUAUGUGGUGUAUUGUAGAUAUACUCGUGUAGAUGAUACGUAAAUUCCAACAAACUAA